AUGGCUAUUGUUCUGCGUUAUGUUGAUAGGAGGGGAAGUGCGAUGGAGCGCUUUAUGGGCAUUGUUCAUGUUCGUGAUACUACUGCUUUGUCGCUAAGGAAUGAAAUUGUAAGUUUACUUACUAAACAUUCUUUAAGUCCAUCUUAUAUACAUGGACAAUGCUACGAUGGAGCAAGCAAUAUGCAAGGUGAUUUAAAUGGUCUUAAGAUCUUAAUGCAAAAAGAAAGUAGAGGUGCUCAUUCUAUUCAUUGUUUUGCUCAUCAACUUCAAUUAACUCUUGUUGCGGUUUCUAGAAGAUGUAAUGAAGUGCAAGAACUCUUAUUGUUGGUUUCUGAUAUAUUGAAUAUGGUGGGAGCUUCUUUCAAGCGUAGAGAUGAACUUCGUGAAUCUCAAGCAGAAGAAAUAGAAGAGGCAUUACGUAAAGGUGAGCUUGAAACUGGUAAGGGCUUGAAUCAAGAAUUGGGUCUUGCUAGAGCUGGUGAUACACAAUGGGGUUCUCAUUACAAAUCCUUUAAUAAUUUUAUCCUUAUGUUUGGCUCUAUUAUUGAUGUGCUUGAUGCUAUUGCUGUUAAUGCACAUUUUGAAGAAAAAUGUAAGGCAAAGGGAUAUCUUAAAGCAUGUUUAACAUUUGAAAUUGUCUUCAUGUUACAUUUAAUGCGUACUAUUUUAGCAAUCACAAAUAAGCUUAGUGCAGCCUUUCAAAAGAAGGAGCAAGAUAUUAUAAAUGCUAUGUUACUUGUUGGAGUGGCAAAGGAUCAAUUGCAAGAACUGCGAAUGAAAGGUUGGGAUUCACUUAUUAAUGAGGUAUCUAAAUUCUGUAUGAAAUAUGAUAUUUCAAUACCUGAAUUUAACGAGCUUUAUGUUAUCCCUGGAAGAUCACGUCAUAGGGUUGCUGAGUAUACUGUUUCACAUCACUACCGUGUUGAGGUAUUUUAUAGAAUUAUUGAUUGGCAAUUUCAAGAACUCAAUAGUCGCUUUGAUGAGGUGACAACGGAUUUGCUUCUUGGAGUUGCUUGCUUGAACCCAGCUGACUCUUUUUCCAAUUUUGACAUUGAAAAGAUAUUGAGAUUAGCUGAGUUAUAUCCUGAUGAUUUUGAUAAAUAUUCUAUGGUCGACCUUCGAUUUCAGCUUCAGAAUUACAUUGUUGAUGUCCGAGAUCAUGAUAAAAGGUUUUCAGAUCUUAGGGGACUUGGUAAUCUUUCCACGAAAUUAGUAGAGACAAAGAAGCAUGGGACUUAUCCUCUUAUUUUUCAACUUGUAAAAUUUGCUUUACUUUUGCCAGUUGCUACUGCUACAGUUGAGAGAGCUUUUUCGGCAAUGAAGUUGAUUAAGACUGAUUUGCGGAGUCGAAUAGAUGAUGAGUUUUUGAGUAGUUGUUUGGUGCCUUAUAUAGAAAAGGAUGUAUUUAGUCUUAUUCCUAAUGAGGCUAUUAUGAAUACCUUCCAAAAUAUGAAAACUCGUCGAGGAGAGCUGUAG
Molecule: messenger RNA, 1476 nt
Organism: Nicotiana attenuata
Lineage: Eukaryota; Viridiplantae; Streptophyta; Magnoliopsida; Solanales; Solanaceae
Product: zinc finger MYM-type protein 1-like
Exons: 1
Coding region: 1-1476 (491 amino acids)
Molecular function (GO): protein dimerization activity
Source: RefSeq, a predicted model, not a curated record